This is a messenger RNA of Ictalurus punctatus (channel catfish), 6936 nucleotides long. It is a transcript of the gene grid2ipa, whose product is annotated as glutamate receptor, ionotropic, delta 2 (Grid2) interacting protein, a. Gene Ontology annotation, biological process: regulation of DNA-templated transcription. Gene Ontology annotation, molecular function: protein binding. NCBI's taxonomy places the organism in Eukaryota, Metazoa, Chordata, Actinopteri, Siluriformes, Ictaluridae. Bases 78 to 5345 code for a protein of 1755 amino acids. The record is from RefSeq and is a predicted model, not a curated record. The transcript is spliced from 24 exons.
UGAGCUGACAUUUCCUCAGGCCCUUGGGCUUCCCACACUGACUCUGAUACAAACUCCAAAACAGCACACCUGCAACCAUGAUGAGAAGAUUUCUGAAGAACCAAAAGGGCCGCUUUUCACUCCGCCAAAGCCGUUCAGGUUCCCGCAGCGCCUCCAAGGAUUUCUACCCAAAUCCUCAAGUGCUCAGGGACUUCCCCUUAAACAUUGAAUUGGCCCUUCCAGCAACUAACCAGGGCUGGCCUGAGGAUUUUGGUUUCAAGCUAGGUGGAGAUGGACCUAGCUACAUCCUAUCUGUGGUGGAGGGCAGCAGUGCCUAUAUGGCAGGUCUACAGCCUGGUGACCAGGUGCUGGAAAUUGAUGGGCAGAACGUCUCCUCUCUCAGCACUAAAGCUCUCAUCGCCUUGGCCCAAACUCUCAAAACUGUACCUCCAAGCAUCGGGGUUGUGUCUCGCAUUGAACAGUUGGACAUCACUCCAGGACCUGACGGCCGCUUUGGCUUCACCAUUGUUGGAGAUUGCCCCUUGUUGGUGGAGGACUGUAUGCUCAACUCUCCAGCAGGUCGCAGCGGGUUACGGGCAGGGGACUAUGUGAUGGAGGUGAAUGGAAUUCCAGUGAAGCACCAUGAGAUGGCGGCAGCCAUGAUUAAGGCAUCGCAGGGGCGUACGCUGCGUCUUGGCGUGCUCAGAAUGAACCGUUGGCAAAAACGCACCAGCAGCAGUAUGAAAGAGACCUACCAGAGCGGAGAUAUAGUCCGUCAGGACCGCAAACACAAAGCCCUGGAGUUUAACAAGAAGGUUGAGGAGAUUUUAGGAGAGGAGCCAAUGGUGAGGGAGAGGCUUUUUGACCUAUUGAAGCAAUAUGCUUCAGAGAGGGAUGUGGAACAGUUGGCAUCUACACUUCCUGAGAUACUGAUCAAUGAGGAACAUCAGCAGCUGAUUGACAGCAUCAGGAUCUUCAUCCCCAAGAAGCACCGGCAGCGUUUUGAUGAAGUGGUCUCCCAGAGCCUGAUCAGCCGCCUGAGGGGCCGAAGUUUUAGUGAGCACAGGCAGAGCGGAUUGCGCCGCAGCCGCAGCGAGGAUCACCCUGAGCGGCUGCUAGUGUCCACACGGGCCAGCUCAGUGCCACGCACUGCCCAUGAGGAUGGCAUCAUCCCCCCCUCUCGUGGCCUUCGCAAAACAACUUCACUCAUCGCUGGGCACUCCGGCGCCAUUGCCAACCGCAGGACAGUGCGGGUAUACAAGGGGAACCAGAGUUUUGGUUUUACCCUACGUGGCCAUGCUCCCGUUUGGAUUGACUCGGUUAUUCCAGGUAGUCCAGCCGAGAAAGCAGGCCUCAAACCUGGAGAUCGCAUCCUCUUUCUCAAUGGCCUUGACAUGAGGAACUGCGCCCAUGAGAAAGUGGUGGCAAUGCUGCAAGGCAGUGGAGCUAUGCCUUCUCUAGUGGUAGAGGAUGGCCCUCCAGCCUUCAUGCUGGCCGAGCCUGAGACUAUGGAGGCAUCUCCACGCUCACGUUCUCCUGUGCUUAGCUCCCUACAGUGGGUGGCCGAAAUUCUGCCACCCAGCAUCCGCGUGCAGGGCCGCACUUUCAGUCAGCAGCUGGAGCACCUACUCACCUUGCAAGAGAGAUACACCAUCUGCAAAUCCCUCGAGGCCUUCUUCCAGCACAGGAACGUGGAUACUCUGAUCGUGGAUGUGUUUCCAAUCCUGGAUACUCCAGCUAAGCAGGUGAUCUGGCAGUUUAUCUACCAGCUGCUGACCUACGAGGAGCAAGAACAUUGUCAAAGCAAGAUCUCACGGUUCCUUGGUUAUAAAGUCACAUUGCCUGUGGCAGAGCCAGAGCCACCAGCUCCAGAACCCCACCGUCGUAGUAGCUCUAUGAAGGUGACAGGCACCACCUACCGGAGCAGUGUGAGAGGCCGUAGUUCAGAUGACCUGGUCAUUGGCACUCACCUGGGAAUGGGGAUCCGCACUGAGCCUGUUGAGUUGGCUUCUAUGAGACUGGCUCCUGGUGAAAGACAGUCUGGAGAUGGGACCUCUCUACCAGAGACACCCAACAACCUCACUAAUCUAUCUGCUGUAUAUGCUGAGCUGGAGAAUGUGCAUGUAGGCAAGAGGUCUAAAUCCCUGAAGAGCCGUCCUCCUCCUGCCCCUGAAACAGUGAUUGACAUCUACCCUCACUCAUCUAGCCAGUCUGUCAGAGCUAAAUCUUCCUCUCCUUCUGUACGGGCUAGUUCAGGCAGUCGUAAGGCAACAUCAAUCCAGCCUCCCCCUCCUCCUCCCCCACCUCCCCAACCUAUAUGGACUGAGUCCUUGCCCAGUCCCCAGGGCCCGUCCUAUCCCCAUGAGCUUCCAUCCCAGGGGAGUGCAGAGUCCAACCCCUACAUUAGCCUGGACAGCCCGUCAUUAUCACCACCGUCCCCACCUGACUAUCCACCAAGCCCCCCAGACUACUUACCCAGUCCUCCUAUCCGGAAGAAGCGCUACACGUUUUCCCGUCCCCCCCGCAGUGCUGACACAGACCUGUUUAUGGAGGCCCUCACGGAGCAGUUGGGUCAGCAGCUAUCUGUUGAUGACUUUUUGUCUCCAGAAAAUGACUAUGAGGAGGAUGUGGUCCAGAUGACCCUCCAAGAUGAGGAGGAUGAGGAAAUAGAGGAUGAAGAUGAGGAGGAAGAUGAAGGCCCUUAUAUCCCUCCUGAGCUCAGCAGUGCCAGUGAGAUGCAUAGUAGCAGUGAGGAUGCAAGUUCUCUCACCUAUUCAUCCAGCUCUGAGCACAUUCCACCUCCACCUCUCACCCCACCUCCCCCACCUCCUGUUCAAUUUAAUGAUCCACCACCUCCUACCAACUUCACCUCUGAUCAAGGAGCCCGACAAUUAACUUUCCGCCGUCACCCAGGACCUCCACCUCCACCUCCUCCUAGGGCCAAUCCUCCUCCAAAGCGACAGUCUAUUAACAAGGUGCUUCCUACUCGGGAGGAAUUGAUGGCCCACCAGGUUCUCCAGGAAGCCCAGUCUCUACCAGUCCAGUCGACAACUGUACACUCCCAACACCCCCUACAGCAGAUGCACCAGUCCCUGCCCCCAUUGCCUUCUCCAGACCUAUCUCCAUCUGCCAUCCAUAGUCAUAUGAUGUACCAAAUGCAUCACCAAACUCAACAAAGUCAACAAGAUCAACAGGUUUAUCAAAUUCAUCAGAGUCACGAGGCUCAGCACAGCCAUCAACUUCAUCAGGCUCAACAGAGUCAUCAAAUGCAUCAAAACCACCAGACUCCUAAUACCCAUCAGACUCAACUCUCAAGCUCCAUGGACAGGCUUGACAACAUUGACAGAAUGGAACUGUCUGAUAGACAUAUUUAUGAGGUUUACCAGCCUCAACCAAUGCAUCCUGGUCGUCAGACUCCCCUUAGUCAUCAUCAAAGCCAUCAAGCUCAGCUAUCCAGCUCCAUGGAUAGGCUGGAUAGAUUGGAGAGGAUUGAACACUUAGAACUGAUGGAACGUUUAGAACGGAUGGAACGUUUAGAAAGACUGGAAUGGAUGGAAAGGUCAGAGAGAGCUGAAAGGAGAGCUGAAAUGCAUCAGGCCCAUGUGUCUCAAACAAACUCCCAGUCUAUUCGCCAGACUCAACAGACUCCCCAACCUCAGUCGGCUUAUCCCAGUCAACACCAAAUCCACCAGAUCCAUCAAGUCUAUCCACAAACCCAACCUUCUUCACUUACCCACCAACCUCAUCAUGUUCAUCAGAUUGAGCACAUCCAUCAGACCCAGCUUGUGCCCUCUGCUCCUCAGUACCAUGUCAUCCACCAGCCCCACCAACCUCACCAGUCCCAGAUCCUUUCCACCUUCCAGCCCCUGCCUCAACAUCAGCCAAUAUCACAACAGCAAACACAGCAGCAGCAGCAGCAACAGCAGCAGCCACAGCAACACCAACAUCAAUCUCAUCCAGUCCACCCUUCAACCCAAGCCAGACAGAGUCCUCAUCCCAUUCAGCACCAACGACAUCAGCAUCACCACGAAGCUCAAUCACAGUCUCAACCUCAGCCCCAGCCCCAGCCUCAGACCCACCACCAAGAGGCAUCUACCAUGGAGCCUCCUCCACCUCCACCUUUGCCCCCUCCUUGUGUGCCCCCUCCUCUACCCCGUGCUUCACCACAAAAAUCAGACUCCAGUCACAUGAAUGUGAAGAGGCUACGCUGGGAACAAGUUGAGAACUCUGAAGGAACGAUCUGGGGACAGUUGGGAGAAGACUCUGAUUAUGACAAGCUCAGUGACAUGGUGAAAUAUUUGGACUUGGAAUUGCAUUUUGGUACACAGAAGAAUCUGAUCUCUAUUCCAGAACCUGCACCUCAGCCUGAGACAUUCAAAAAGAAAGAUCUAAUUGAGAUUCUUUCCCAUAAGAAAGCCUACAAUGCAUCCAUCCUGAUUGCCCAUCUGAAGCUGUCUCCAGGUGAGCUGCGUCAGGUGCUAAUGACGAUGGUGACCGAUCGCCUGGAGGCAGCACACAUCAAGCAGUUGUUAUUGUAUGCGCCAGAUGAUGACGAGGUCAAACGAUACGAGCAAUACGCUGACAACCCUAACAAGCUCAGUGAGCCAGAUCAGUUUGUCUUACAGAUGCUGUCUGUGCCUGAGUAUAAGACCCGUCUGAAGAGUCUGCAUUUUAAAAGCUCGCUGCAGGAGAAAACUGAGGAGAUGAGAGCAGGAUACGAAUGCAUCUACAAGGCCUCACUGGAGCUUAAAAACAGCAAAAAACUAGCAAAGAUUCUGGAGUUUGUCCUUGCAAUGGGGAAUUACUUAAACAAUGGCCAGCCCAAGGGAAGUAAGACCACUGGCUUUAAGAUCAAUUUCCUUACUGAACUUGGUACCACCAAAACCGUAGAUGGAAAAUCCACUUUUCUGCAUAUCCUGGCUAAAUCAUUGUGCCAACAUUUUCCUGAGGUACUGGACUUUGCCAAAGAACUCACGACUGUACCACUGGCAGCCAAAGUGAAUCAGAGGAACAUCACCUCAGAUAUGAACGAUCUGUACACCACCAUCCAAGACAUCCGCUCAGCCUGCCAAAAGAUGCCAGCCACAGCUGAGGACCGCUUUGCUGUUGUUAUGAGUGGUUUCCUGGAGAACAGCCACCCUGCUGUUCAGUCUCUGGAGUCUCUACAGCAGAGAGCUAUGGAGGAAUUCUGUAAGGUGGCCUCCUUCUUCGGCGAGGACGGCAAGGUCACCACCACCGAGGCUUUCUUUGGCAUCUUUGCUGAAUUCACUUCAAAGUUUGAUAGAGCCCUAAUGGAGAAUCAGGCCAGUGAGAAUCCUCCACGCAGUCCACGCAGUCCUCGCAUGGCGUCUCCCCUUGCAUGGUGACGGGACACACAAGCACACAUAUGCACAUACUGUAUACACAUUUAUAUGAAGUACACACAUACUCAUACACAUUGUACAUGCACUAAAAGACUUUGUUUCAACAUACUAACAAAUACAGACAUACCUGGAAAAACAUAAGCUACAUAUGCUGUACAUAAGUACAUAAGCUCUUAUAGUGACUUCACUUCAUACAUUUUUGAGCUACAUAGGCUACAUGGAGUUUUUGGAACAUGUUCAAACUAAAUGGGGAAAAAAAAAAAACUGAACACAUGUCUUAAGACAAAGGAUUGUAGUAGCAUUAUACAGCGUGACUUUUAAUGUACACAAACGUAAAUAUGGUACUGAAUCAGCUGUGGAAUGUGAACAGAACUGUGAAUGAAAUUCUACACAAAUGAAAUACCUGGUGUUGUUUUGAAUAUAAAUGUGCUUACAUGUUAAUCCAUGAGGGCUUUGUUUAAAAGAUUACCAUUGAUUCUUCUACUGUAGAAUGUAUUUACAUAGACCUUGGACACUUUGGAUAUAACAUAAUAUAUUUCUUAUAGAGAUAUAUGACUGAUUUAUGAAUAUUCUAAUUAAUGUUUUAACUAAUAAAGUGAUUCCUUAUAUAGUAGGGUGCAAUAUCACAUGCGAUAUAUGAAAUAAACAGAUAUUUUAAGAGUUAUUGUAAGAGUUUCUAUAGGUAGUUUUUAUUGUAGUAUGACAGAUCAGAUGUAAUUAUGAGAGAAUUAGGUAAGUUGUCUUCUGUAAUCUUUUUUGUGGUCAUCCAUAAUGAAUGUAAACAUAUGCAGGCUUUCAUUUUUUUGUGUUUGGUAUUUGCUUUAUCAUAUGCUGAAUGUAAAAUAGAACAGAAGUUAUUUGUUUAUUUGUUUGUUUGUCUGUUUUUUUAUGAGGAAAAUAACAGGAAAUGUAUCUUCAUCAUUUUUCUUUAUUUUUAUUUUAGUUUUUUAAUUUGUGAUUUUUAAUGUGUAAUAUAUGUUGUGUAUUCAAUGAAUGGAUUUAUGUUCUUUCUUUUCUUUCAUGUAGUUAGAAUUAUUAGUAUUGUUUGUGUAUAUUAUGCGUUUCUUAUCAGUUUACACACAAUUAAUGGGCCUGGGAGGUUGCAAUAAAUACUAAAGGUAAUAUGAUGAAAGUGAAUAAUGAAAUUGAUCAACACUGUUGUGAUAUAUUUAUUUUAAAAAAACAUAUUUGUUUCUCAAAGGGAAAACUUUUGAAUUUUUAGUAAUUAUUUCAGGAAUUAUAUUAUUAUUAUUAUAGUAGUAAAGUCAUAACAUGCAUAUUACUGUAAUGCAAAAAAAAAAAAAAAGGCAUUCUUAAUUUGGUUAGUCAACUGAUAUCUGUGUAUGAUAUUAGUUUCCUGACUUUUUCAUUGGGUUUCUAAAUUCAGGCCUGUAGACAUUUUUCUGAAUAAGGUGCAUUGUUGCCUAAUAGCUGCGCUGCAAUACUGAUGAUUUUCAAUGUCUGUAUUUUUAAAUUUGGAUUAGUUGUCAGAACAUCAGUUCCAAUAUUUAGGUCCAUGUCUUGUCACCCUACCGUUUUAAUUGCUAGUGCACCAUCAUUCUGAUACCUUUUUGGUAAUAAAACCUCCUUACAU